Knipowitschia caucasica is the source of this 1239-nucleotide messenger RNA. The record is from the annotation of a GenBank genome assembly. NCBI's taxonomy places the organism in Eukaryota, Metazoa, Chordata, Actinopteri, Gobiiformes, Gobiidae.
AUGUGUUUCAGUAAGAAUCAGGCAGCAACAACAGCAGCUACGUGUCAGAGCAGCGUGGUGACGUCACCGCGCUUCAGACGAAACUUCUUCUCCUCCUUCUACACCUCCCUCGGCGUCUUCUCCUCCUACACCUUCCUCAGCUUCUUCUCCUCCUUCUACACCUUCCUCAGCUUCUUCUCCUCCUUCUACACCUUCCUCAGCUUCUUCUCCUCCUUCUACACCUCCCUCGGCAUCUUCUCCUCCUUCUACACCUCCCUCAGCAUCUCCUCCUUCUACACCUCCCUCAGCAUCUCCUCCUUCUACACCUCCCUCAGCAUCUUCUCCUCCUUCUACACCUCCCUCGGCAUCUUCUCCUCCUUCUACACCUCCCUCAGCAUCUUCUCCUCCUUCUACACCUCCCUCAGCAUCUUCUCCUCCUUCUACACCUCCCUCAGCAUCUCCUCCUUCUACACCUCCCUCAGCAUCUCCUCCUUCUACACCUCCCUCAGCAUCUCCUCCUUCUACACCUCCCUCAGCAUCUCCUCCUUCUACACCUCCCUCAGCAUCUCCUCCUUCUACACUUCCCUCAGCAUCUUCUCCUCCUUCUACACCUCCCUCGGCAUCUUCUCCUCCUUCUACACCUCCCUCGGCUUCUUCUCCUCCUUCUACACCUCCCUCAGCAUCUUCUCCUCCUUCUACACCUCCCUCAGCAUCUUCUCCUUCUACACCUCCCUCGGCAUCUUCUCCUUCUACACCUCCCUCGGCAUCUUCUCCUCCUUCUACACCUCCCUCGGCAUCUUCUCCUCCUUCUACAUCUCCCUCGGCAUCUUCUCCUCCUUCUACACCUCCCUCAGCAUCUUCUCCUUCUACACCUCCCUCAGCAUCUCCUCCUUCUACACCUCCCUCAGCAUCUCCUCCUUCUACACCUCCCUCAGCAUCUUCUCCUCCUUCUACACUUCCCUCAGCAUCUUCUCCUCCGUCUACACCUCCCUCAGCGUCUUCUCCUCCUUCUACACCUCCCUCAGCUUCUUCUCCUCCUUCUACACCUCCCUCGGCAUCUUCUCCUCCUUCUACACCUCCCUCAGCUUCUUCUCCUCCUUCUACACCUCCCUCGGCAUCUUCUCCUCCUUCUACACACAGUCCCUCAGGUUGGACACCCCUGAGAUGGUCACUGUCCUGGCGUCUCAGGUCCUUUCUGUGGUAAUGGAAGUAUCAGCGUCAGGAUUGGACGCAGCUGUGUCUGUUAUGCUGUGGAUUUAG